AUGCCGUCGCUGAAGUCCAUCAACGUCGACCUCCGCAGCUGCUGUGUGUCUACCACCGAGCUUCGCUCAGGCGCGACCAAGGCUGAACUGGUCCGCUACAUCUACGACAACCCUGCCACUGUCGACAAGGACUUCAGGCCUUACGUCCUCAUUGCCGACACUCCCCCUGCGAUGACCUCUGUCACGUCCACCCUGGAGGAGCUUCGCGCGAUCGCCAACAAGACCCUCGACGCGGUGACCACCGUCGCGGCGGCUGUCUCCAUUCCAGCUGUCUCCGCUCCAGUCGCCUCUGUCGCUGGGCCUCCCCCUCCUGUCCCCUCCGUCGCUGGCCUUCCCGCUCCAGUCGCCUUCGUCGCUGGCCCUCCCGCUUCUGCGGUCGCCAUUGCCACUCCUGCGGUCGCCACCCCUCAGCCUAGUCUAAGUGCUGCUGGCGCCCAUACGGUAAUUUGGAGUCGCAUCGUCAAUGUUUCAAACAUAACCAACAACACUGCCGGGCUCCAGUACCCAGGCCCCCACCCCUACGUUUUGCGAACAGUUCAACCUCACGGGCGCAUGCAGCCUCAGCGGCUGCCCCGACCUUCACCGCUGCGCGCGCUGGGACGCUGA
This is a messenger RNA of Apiotrichum porosum, 606 nucleotides long. RefSeq lists its product as uncharacterized. Bases 1 to 606 code for a protein of 201 amino acids. The record is from RefSeq and is a predicted model, not a curated record. NCBI's taxonomy places the organism in Eukaryota, Fungi, Basidiomycota, Tremellomycetes, Trichosporonales, Trichosporonaceae. The transcript has a single exon.